CCAUCUCUCCCCCAGAACAACCACCGACCGCCGUCGCUUUUGAAAGAUAAAAACCAUUACGUCGUCAUCGCCUUCCUCCCAACUUCCCAUUUAUAAAAACUACCGACCUCCUCCUACCUCACACCUCUAACAAAUUUUCUUUAAAGCCCUCCCUCCUCCAUCCCCCUCCCUACGCCAACCCAAACUCAUCCCUUCUCCUCUCUUUCUAUCGUAUCUUUCUUCUCUAUUCAUCGCCACCAAUCAUAUCUUUGGUUCUCUUUCAUUACCAUCACUGUAGUGCUAUUGGUUGUGUCCAUUUUUCGUCGGCGACGAAGCGAUGGGCCGCCGGCUUCACGGAGAGCACCUCAAGCAGCUGAGGGACAUCUUCGCCCGGUUCGACAUGGACUCGGACGGCAGCCUCACCCAGCUGGAGCUCGCGGCCCUCCUCCGCUCCCUCGGUUUGAAGCCCACCGGCGACCAGAUCCAUGCCUUGCUUUCUAACAUGGACGCCAAUGGAAAUGGCUCCGUCGAGUUCAACGAGCUCGCCGACGCCAUCGCCCCCUUGAUGAGCGAGCAGGCCCUCGUCAACCAAGAACAGCUCCUGGACGUCUUCCGGUCGUUCGACCGCGACGGCAAUGGUUAUAUAUCGGCCGCGGAGCUGGCCCGGGCGAUGGCGCGGAUGGGGCAGCCGCUCACCUUCUGCGAGCUGACCGAGAUGAUGCACGAGGCCGACACCGACGGGGAUGGUGUAAUCAGCUUCACGGAGUUCGCCGCCGUAAUGGCCAAGUCCGCCACCGACUUUCUUGGCCUUGCCGUGUCCUAGGAUCGCCGGACUCGGUCUCGAGCCUUUCAUUGACCUGGUCGACCGGCGGCCCCCUUGGUUAAUUUUAUUACUGUAGCGCGGUUGUUGUUCUUGGUAGGUUUGUGAUAAAAUGUACAGAAGGGGUGAUGAGAUUGGAGGACGGUGACAAGGCGGUGGAAAUGCAGGACAAAGUUUCUAAUGAUCUUCCCCCCACUGUAAAAGUCUCCAUGGGGGGAGAGAGAGAGGGUUUCAGAAAUGGAAAGAUUUUUGAUCUCAUAUAUUUUUUUUCUGGUUCCAAUCGUCCGUCUCGAAGGCCGUUCUUUCUUCAAUUUUGGUAAAACAUGAUGACUUUUUCGGCUUCCCCUGGUUCUUCUCUUUGGUUUGAAUGGUAAUUUGGAAGGAAAACAAAUGGAGGAGACUUUUGCAAGACGUUUUAUGUUACUUUUCUUUUUCUUAUUUUUAUUUAUUUACGUGCAGCGUGAAUAUAUGUCGCCUUCUUGCUGUAUGAUCUUCGAAUUAUUUUUAUUUUUAUUUUUAUUUUGCACGUUAAUCUGGACUGUGGAUCUAAGAUAAACUAGGCCCAUUAGAUCUAUCAAAUGAAUUAAUUAAUAUUGUCCAAGCUGCAGUUUAGUUGCUUUCCAUUUGAUGUUGUCUUGUCUUCUUAAUUCAUUCUUUGAAGUCUUCUUCUUUUUAAAUUAUACUCUUUUAGCUUCGUCUGCCUUAAAUGUGAUGCCCGAGUGACGAGGAACACUAGCCCCAUAUUGCCAUGAUAUCUCAAUUUGAACGCCCUUGACACGGUCCUCUUGGAUGAAAUGUAGCUCCAUAUUGCCAUGAUAUCUCAAUUUGCACGCCCUCGACACGGCCCAAGCAUUUGAUUACAGGGUCCAGACAACUACAUUUAGCCGAACUGUGCAGGUCUAGAUAUCACAAACACCACAUGGAUGACGGUACCAAUUAGUUUCAUUGAUAAAGUCAUUGAUUAUUUGAUUUUGAGUCUCAUCUUUACCCUAAUUUAUGAUCUCAAUUAAUUUCAAUGGAAUACAUGGCAUUAGAUUUUAUUUGACACCUUACGUUGCCCGCUAAAAUGUUAAGAUUGGGAGGACCAUCAAGGACCAUCACGCUCAUGACAAACAGCAAAGAUGAACCGUUACCAACCCAAAAGAGAGGACACGAGCAACGAGAACUGAUGGGGCUGCAAGCAUCGUGAUGGCGAUGAGAAAAUGAAGUUGUAAAAAAUGACAGUAUUGUAGUGAUCUGUCUCGCUGGAACUCCGCCACCCCUAAAGACGUAUAGAAAACCAGAACUACAACCCUGCAUACUAACAAUAUAUCAUCACAUCAGCAACCGAGUCCAAAUUGAAGGAGGGGAAAGAACUGUUCGUCUUGCACUACAAAAGUUUUCGCGUGACGGGAGGCCGCUACCGUGCACCUCAGAUGGGAAGGAUCAACAAACUCCUGCCUUGACUUUCUCCAGCAAUCACAACAUCAUGCACCUUUGGGCAUCAAACCAAUCCAGCGCACAAGUUCAUCCAGCCGGUUCUCUCAUAAACGAUUGGAGGCAAGAAUGCAAGAAUUCAGUGCACAGCCAAAUUUAAACUAAUAGAGAUGCUAAUAACUAGCAUGGGUGUUGCACCCACAAUUUCCAUUUGGGACUAUCCAAAACUCAAGUUUGCAAGAGAUUCUUUUUUUUGGUAAUCUCUGCAAGAAUUUUUUCAUAAUUUACUGAAGCAUAGACAUAACAAGAGUAAAAAGCGUGAGUAGUGGAAAGACUAUGCAAGUUACAAUUUCUGAAAGGCUAAAUGCUUGGUCAAAGAUGGCCUUUUUUUUU
Molecule: messenger RNA, 2608 nt
Organism: Phoenix dactylifera (date palm)
Lineage: Eukaryota; Viridiplantae; Streptophyta; Magnoliopsida; Arecales; Arecaceae
Product: putative calcium-binding protein CML14
Cellular component (GO): myosin II complex
Molecular function (GO): calcium ion binding
Source: RefSeq, a predicted model, not a curated record